AUGACGGCCAAGGUCAAGAUCCUGUUUGGCUUCUACCAGAUCAGCACCGUCCUCUCCUCCACCUACUCCGCGCGGCUACCGGACAAGUACACGAGCUGGACCGACAACUUGGCCAACGCGAUUUCCAUCGACUGGUCUGGCUUUUUCCUGCCGGAGCAGUGCCUCGGCUACGGUAUGCGACUCCUCGCCAUCGCCCUCUCCCCCGUCGCCCUCAUCGCCCUGCUAAUGAUCGCGGGGAUAAGCGCCCUCUCACAGCUGAUGACUGCCGAGCUAGAGCAGGUCUCCUACAUGCGGCAGGACGCGAGCGUCGAGUGCGGCUCCGACGAUCACGGACCCAUCACCACCCUCGCCACCGGCUUCAUCGUCCUCUGGCCCGCCGGCUCGCUGGUCCUCUUCACGUCGCUCCUCGCCGCUUGCUACAAGCCGCUGCAGGCCAAGUCGCCGAAUGCUCUGACGCGGGCUGCCGGCUUCCUGCACCGGGAGUACGAGAAGACCUGGUACUGGUGGGAGGCGGUCGAGCUGGCGCGCAAGCUCGUGCUGACUGGCUUCGUGCUGCUGAUCCCGGAGGAGCGAGCCUUUGUUCGCCUCGUGGUGGCGACGCUCAUCUGCUCAUGCUACGCCGUCGCGCUCGCCGUCGUGCGGCCGUACAAGCGGGUCGAGGACAACGUGCUCGCCGUCGCCACGAGCCUCGUGCUCCUCCUGCUCUUCCUCGGCACCAACUGGAGCACCACCUUCCUCGGCAUCCAGGAGCGGUACCAGGGAGCAGAUCCCGCCGAUGUCCUCGGCUUCCGCAGCCUCAAUGUGAUUGUCGACUCGAUGAUCAUCCUCGUUGCAGUCGUGCUCGCCUUCUUCCUCGUCGGCGCCAUCGCCGCCGCCCGUCGCGUCGCCAAGAUCCCCACGAUCCGACUCGUCUCGACCAAGCAGCCCCCCGAGCUGAGCAUCGCGAUGGGCCUCACGUGGCACCUCUUCAACAGCCACAUCUGGUCGACCGGUCAAGACGCCGUCAAGGUCAUCAAGGGUGAGCUCGAGCAGCUGCUGCCGGACAUCAAAGUAGAUGAUCUCAAGGAUAUCGGGGCGCUGGAGGAGUACAUCCAGAGCUCGCAGGUCAUCCUCUUCUUCCUCUCGCAGGGCUACUUCCGCUCCAAGGCUCGCCUCUUCCUCCCACCCCGCCUCUACCGCACCCUGGCCCCAAGAACUGCCGCCUCGCCCGCGCCACAGAACUGCCUCCGAGAGGUCCGCUCGUCGCUCGAGAAGGACAAGCCGCUCGUCCUCGUCCAAGAAGCGGACCCUGAAAAGGGCGGCGGGACGCUCCAGGCGCUGCGCGACGAGUGCCCCGAGGACCUGCAGCCGGCCAUUUUUGACAACGACUGGCCGCUCACGAUUUGGUAUCGCAUCGAUGAGUUUCAGCUCAUCUCCCUCAAGAUCAUCGCCGAGGCGCCGCCGGCCACAACCAGCUCCGCGGUGCUCCUCUGCUCGCCCAACUUUCUGGACAGGACCUCCCUUCCGCUCUGCGUGUCGGGUGAGCUCGAGAGCCAGUCGCUCGCCUUUUCCAAACCGUGCACGCUCUGGGCCUCGCCAGCCAACGCGGGGUCGCUGGCGCUGGCCGAUGAGAUCGCCGCCGCCUUUGCCCCAGAUCGUGAGACCGCCGGUCUCACGAUCUGCACCACCGAUGAUCGGCCGGCCAGCGCGACGCACUUGCUGCUCUACCUCAACGAGGACAGCUUCGUCAGCGACGAGCGGCUGGCCGAGCAGGUCAAGCAGGCGCGGGAGGACAAGCUGAAGAUCGUCAUGGCGCACGAGAACGACCCCGCGCUCGGCGGCUGCCAGUUCUCGAGGUUUUUCGAAGUCACGCCGCAGGAGCUCAUCGCCGGCGGACUCUACAAGGACCUGGCAAAAUCCUGCUUUCCCGGCCACCACCGCAAGGUGUCGCUCGUCCUUCUGGCAAAGAGCCUAGGCGCGACCCCCGCUCGGUCGCGGGCGGGCCUCCUCGCUUCAGGCAGCGUCGUUGAGGGCAGCACCAGUCUCGCGAAGCGCAGCCUUGGCGGACUCAGCCGGGUGUUCGCCAAGAUGAGCAGCCGCAGCUCUGCGGAGGCGCGCGACUCUGGAGGCGAGGCGUCGUCGGUGCAGCAGCAGGUCUGA
Molecule: messenger RNA, 2139 nt
Organism: Emiliania huxleyi CCMP1516
Lineage: Eukaryota; Haptophyta; Isochrysidales; Noelaerhabdaceae
Exons: 8
Coding region: 1-2139 (712 amino acids)
Source: RefSeq, a predicted model, not a curated record